Molecule: messenger RNA, 3462 nt
Organism: Phacochoerus africanus (Common warthog)
Lineage: Eukaryota; Metazoa; Chordata; Mammalia; Artiodactyla; Suidae
Gene: MAK
Product: male germ cell associated kinase
Exons: 14
Coding region: 384-2255 (623 amino acids)
Biological process (GO): cilium assembly; intracellular signal transduction; protein phosphorylation
Cellular component (GO): cilium; nucleus; cytoplasm
Molecular function (GO): protein serine/threonine kinase activity; ATP binding
Source: RefSeq, a predicted model, not a curated record
AAGCGGCGGGCUCUGGGAAGUAAUCCCUAGCGGGCAGCGGGGCUGCCACCCUCCGUCUGACCCAGCCCGAGCCUGUCCUGCCAGGCGGCUCGGCAUGUCCCAUCGGCGCCCUGUCCUACCAGGGCCAAUCUCCCCCGAGAGAAGGGGCCUGGACACUGGGCGUUCAUAAGAAUGGAAGCACUGUUUCCUUGCCAGAGUCCUGAUUGCUGUAUCUUACAAAGCUACAUAAUCUUGAGGGAGAGCCUGUGACUGAACGAUGACAAACCUGUCACCAGCCUGGCAACAGCAGUCUAUGGGCAAAAACGAAUCACAAUAAAGAAGCAUUUCUAUUUCUGUUAAGAAGUCAUUUCAGUCAACCACGCCGGCUGCAUUAUUUUUCCAAGAUGAACCGAUACACAACCAUGAGACAGUUGGGAGAUGGUACCUAUGGGAGCGUGCUGAUGGGCAAGAGUAACGAAUCGGGCGAGCUGGUGGCCAUCAAAAGAAUGAAGAGAAAGUUCUAUUCUUGGGAUGAAUGUAUGAACUUGAGAGAAGUUAAGUCUCUGAAGAAACUUAAUCAUGCCAAUGUGAUUAAACUGAAAGAAGUUAUCCGAGAAAAUGACCAUCUUUAUUUUAUAUUUGAAUAUAUGAAAGAAAACCUCUAUCAAUUAAUGAAAGACAGAAACAAGUUGUUCCCUGAGUCUGUCAUCAGAAAUAUUAUGUAUCAAAUAUUGCAAGGGCUGGCAUUUAUCCAUAAACAUGGUUUUUUCCACAGGGAUAUGAAACCAGAAAACUUGCUCUGCAUGGGCCCAGAACUUGUGAAAAUUGCUGAUUUUGGACUUGCACGAGAAUUAAGGUCACAGCCACCAUAUACCGAUUAUGUAUCCACCAGAUGGUAUCGUGCUCCUGAAGUUUUAUUAAGAUCUUCAGUUUACAGCUCUCCCAUCGAUGUGUGGGCUGUUGGGAGUAUAAUGGCUGAACUGUAUACGCUAAGACCACUUUUCCCAGGGACCAGCGAGGUCGAUGAAAUCUUUAAGAUUUGCCAAGUUUUAGGGACGCCCAAAAAAAGCGACUGGCCAGAAGGGUACCAGCUGGCAUCCUCUAUGAAUUUCCGCUUUCCCCAGUGUGCGCCCAUAAACUUAAAAACUCUUAUUCCCAAUGCCAGUAACGAAGCUAUUCAGCUUAUGACUGAAAUGUUGAGUUGGGAUCCAAAGAAACGACCAACAGCCAGCCAGGCACUGAAACACCCAUAUUUUCAAGUUGGUCAAGUCUUAGGCCCCUCCUCGCAUCAUCUGGAAUCGAAACAGCCUUUAAAUAAGCAGGUGCAACCACUAGAAUCAAAGCCAUCUGUAGGUGACCUCGAACCUAAGCUUCUGCCAGACAUAAAUGAUCAGACGGCCGGACAGCCCCAGCCGAGAAACAGCCACCAGCCACUGCAGUCCAUCCAGCCGCCGCAGGACACGAGUGGCCAGCAAGCCCCAAGGCAGCAGAGUCAACAGAAACAGCCCCAAACGCUAUUUCCACGUAUCGUCAAAAACAUGCCAAUCAAGCCCAACGGCACUCUGGGCCACAAAGGCGCCAGGAGGCGCUGGGGUCAGACUGUGUUCAAGGCUGGAGACAGCGGGGAAGAGUCUGAGGACUAUGAUUUCGGAGCCUCCCAUUCCAAGAAGCCAAGCAUGGGUGUUUUCAAAGAAACGAGGAGAAAAGACUCGCCAUUUCGGCUCCCAGAGCCGGUACCCACAGGCUCCAACCACUCAUCGGGGGAGAACAAGAGCUUACCUGCUGCCGGUUCCCUAAAAUCUGACUCUGAAUUGUCGACUGCUUCAGCAGCUAAACAGUACUAUUUGAAACAAUCAAGAUACCUUCCAGGUGUAAAUCCCAAGAACGUAUCCUUGGUAACCAGAGGGAAGGACAUAAACCCCUAUUCCUGGAAUAACCAGUUAUUUCCGAAGUCACUGGGACCCAUUGGGGCAGAACUUGCUUUCAAAAGGAAUAAUGCAGGAACUCUUGGAAGUUAUGCUACUUACAAUCAGUCGGGAUAUAUUCCUUCCUUUCUCAAAAAAGAAGUGGGGUCGGCUGGCCAGAGGAUACCCUUGGUCCCUCUUGGUGCAACAGCUUCAGAGUAUUCCUGGAACACAAAAAUGGGUCGGGGGCAGUUUUCAGGACCUACUUAUAAUCCUACAGCCAAGAAUCUAAACAUGGUGAACCGCGCACAGCCAGUCCCCUCCGUGCACGGGAGGACAGACUGGGUGGCCAAGUACGGAGGCCACCGGUAGGCGUCCAGAGCGUCUCUGCAGGUCCCCGGGUCCUGGGAAAUGUCUACAGAUAUCUAUUUCUGCUGAGUUCUGGAAGAAAUACGUAACAGUGGGCAAUCUGAAGAGCAAACAUCACCUCCUGUUUCUUUCCAAGAAAUGAAAUGCAUUUUCCUAGCAUCAUUGCCCACUGCUGAUAUAUGGAUAGGACUUUACAAAGUAUUGAAUAAACUAUUUGCCAAAACACCAAGUAUUUUAUCUACAAAUGACUAGACACUAAGUAUGAUAAGCGUUUUAAAAAAUGCCUCCGGAUAUAAGUGUUUAGUGUUUUAGCUUUCCCUUGCCAUGUAUUUGCCUAAACUAUUUACUGUUUCAUCAUUUGACCUCCGAGGUUUGUUUUGGCUCCCCCCCCCCCGGCGAUUAGCAGAUGCCUGUGGACUGUCUGUCAUUUUUCUUAUUUGGCCAAGACUCUACCAUGUUGGCAAUGGCAGAAAGACGGUAAUUUAUUACUUAUUUUUCUACUUUAAAUUUAUGAAAGCAGUGGUAAUUCUAAACUUGAGCAGAAUGUUCUUAGAAAUAAUUUUUUCUUUAACAUGAAAGAUUUCAAAAUUACGCCACCUGGAUUUGGUGGAGAAGGCGUCUAUUGGCUGAUUUUGACCACUACAACUGCUGUGAGUUCACAAAGACUAUCACACCCAAUUGUUCCAUGACUCCUAAAUUAACCAAGUCAGGAUUCUGUCAUCUUCACAUCAAGCGUGUUCAUCAGACUUGCAAAAUACACCUGCAUUGCCACCAGGCACAAAGAUGAGGUAUGUCAGCUCGUUCCCCAAAGCAAACUCUUGCUGCUGAUCACUGACCUCGCUCUGACCUUCACAUCUGCUCUGAAGAGCAAAUGCAUUCAGUUGCUACAGCAGUAAGGUCACUCAGUACACAUUUUCUUAGUUUUAUUUCUAAGUUGGUAUUUGAAAUAGACAUUUUGAACCACUCUAUUUACGCCUGUCACUUUUAUGGACUGCAUAAAGAAUAGUGUCAUCAACCUGCUGAUAUUUAAUGUAUUUUGUGACUUUGUAACAAAUGCUAAUGCAAUUGGUAUCAUCUUAUACAAAAGCACAUUAUAUAAUAAUAAUAAUAACAUCGUAUUUUUGUACAGAAGAUUCAGCUCACUGUAUGGAAAGAUGUUCAAAUCUAAAGAGUAAUUUAUGUUAGUGGUAAUGGUUAUAUAAAUUUGUAC